AUGGGUAGUACAGCAACUCAAAAGUUGCUUCUAGCACUAUCAAUUGUCCUGAUUCUUGUUGGAAUAUGUCUCACAUCUGCUGGUUGCUUCUCGCCAGCGUGGCAAGUGGUCGAUAUCCGUGAAUUCCGGGCGGAGCAUCAACACGGUCUAUGGUGGGAUUGCAUUCGGGCCGAAAAACACGUCGUUUCGGUCGGAGACUUUUAUGAUGAGACACCACUUCAUUGCAUGUACAAGUUCGACAACUCUGCUGAAUUGGUCAUCCAAAACACAUUGAACAACAUUGACGAAGACGGAGCAGCUGGAGAAUCAGAGCAUCAUAGAUUCUGGGCAUGGCACAAGGCUAUCCUCUUCUUCAUCGUCACUUCCGAAUUCUUGGCAUUCAUCUCAAUCUGUGCUGGAGUUUGUGCUCCAUGUGUCCCAUCUACCUCAUUCGCAUUCUCAAUUUCCCUUUUUAUUGCCAUGAUCCUAUCUCUGUUAGCUGAUGGAGUCUUCUUCCUCGCUGCCAAUCGAGUCGAUAACCGAUUCGUUCAAGGAAUGGUUGGAACUUAUGAACAAAGAAUCGGUUAUGCCUUCUAUCUCCAUUUGAUGGGAACUCUCUGCUGGAUCGGAGCAUUCAUUUGCACACUUCUCACCGUUUACAAAUUUGUUGCGGGAGGUCAAGAUGACGGAAGCAACGAACUCCCAUACAGAAGAGAAGAGCCCCUUCUCCACGACAAAUUCGCUUCUCCAACCGGAUAUCGACCGAGCCCACAGGUUCCAUAUCGAACAACCAGUAUAACUCAAUACCGUGAGACCAGUGCCUAA
Molecule: messenger RNA, 804 nt
Organism: Caenorhabditis briggsae
Lineage: Eukaryota; Metazoa; Nematoda; Chromadorea; Rhabditida; Rhabditidae
Exons: 4
Coding region: 1-804 (267 amino acids)
Cellular component (GO): membrane
Source: RefSeq, a predicted model, not a curated record